AUGGGAAACAAAGGUUCAGAGGGUGCAGCAUAUAACAACCUUGGCAGUGCGUAUCACCGUCUCGGUGAUCAUAAAAAAGCAAUCGAAUUUCAUCAGCAGUCUCUUAGUAUAGCAAAAGAGAUUGGAGACAAACAUUUAGAACAAAACACGUACUUAAGUCUUGGCUCUCCUUUUUACAACCUUCAUGAUUACCGUAAGGCUGAAGAUUGUUAUGAAUCCAGUAUAAAAGUGUUUGAGGAGAUGAGAUUUCUUCUUCAAGAGAAAGACGAAUGGAAAAUCAGCUUUCGGGAUCAAUUAAAAACGUACAGUUAUUUGUGGAUUAGUCAGUUACGACAAAGAAAAAGCAAAGAGGCCCUUUUAACAGCUGAGAGGGGACGAGCGCAAGCUCUCGCUGAUCUGAUGGAAUCACAGUAUGGCGCAAAAUCAACUCCAUCAGAAUCAAAAGAGCAGAUUGAAAGAAUAACUAACAUUUCAAGCCUUAUUUCAUCGCCCAUGGCAUUUCUUGCGGAAGCUUUCGAGUCAGUGUUCUUCUGGGUGUUGCAAAGGGACCAAGAGUGGCAGUUUAUUAAGGGCAGAAAACUCAGUUGUACCUUGGAAGAUAUGACUAACAAAGCAUACGAACAAAUUCGUGCUACAAAACCUGCCAGGUGCGAAGACCGUUCAUUGGAUGAUCCAGACAACGAAUCUAUUGAAGAUUCAUCCAAUAGGGAUGCCAAUGAAAAAGAAUUUACAUCGUCACAAGCUGGGGGUGAUGCUUUAAAGGAAUUGUAUAAUGUGGUUAUUGCUCCGAUUUCACACUUGAUAAAAGAUGAGGAACUUAUCAUUGUUCCUGAUGGUUCAUCAUUCUUGAUUCCUUAUGCUGCCCUUUUGGAUCAAAAUUCCAGGUAUUUGUCUGAAACGCUGAGAAUUCGAAUGGCUCCGUCACUAACAAGCUUGAGGCUGCUGUCAGAGUGUCCAGAGGGGCGCCAUUGUACAACUGGUGCACUGCUUGUUGGUAAUCCGUGGAUUGAAACUGUACGCAUCGAAGGAGAGAAAAUUGAGCAGCUUCCUGGCGCUGAAAAAGAGGUAAAAAUGAUUGGUGAGAUAUUAAACGUUGAGCCUCUUAUUGGAAAAAACGCUACAAGAGAACAAGUGUUAAGCAAGCUGAACUCAGUUUCUUUAGUUCACAUUGCAGCUCAUGGUUCUGCAGAAAGGGGUGAAAUUCUGUUGUCACCUAAUCAUGGCAGCCCUAAUCCUCCCGAAGAGAAAGACUGUCUUUUGACGAUGACAGAUGUGUUGAAUGCAAAAUUGGACGCCAAGCUUGUUGUCUUGAGCUGCUGUCACAGUGGACGAGGGAAGAUCAAGGCUGAGGGCGUGGUUGGUAUUGCACGUGCCUUUUUAGGAGCCGGUGCGCGUUCUGUUAUUGCGUCACUUUGGGCGAUUGACGACGAAGCCACUCUGACGUUUNUUGAGCUGCUGUCACAGUGGACGAGGGAAGAUCAAGGCUGAGGGCGUGGUUGGUAUUGCACGUGCCUUUUUAGGAGCCGGUGCGCGUUCUGUUAUUGCGUCACUUUGGGCGAUUGACGACGAAGCCACUCUGACGUUUAUGAGACACUUUUACGAACAUUUGGUCAAGGGGCAGAGUGCAAGUAAGUCACUGCACGAGGCCAUGAAAAUGAUGCGGGAGUCAGACGACUUCAAUGCCGUGAAGUACUGGGCAACAUUUAUGCUGAUUGGCGAUGACGUCACUUUAAAUUUGGACCAAUGA
Messenger RNA from Porites evermanni, 1747 nucleotides. The record is from the annotation of a GenBank genome assembly. Lineage: Eukaryota; Metazoa; Cnidaria; Anthozoa; Scleractinia; Poritidae.